Messenger RNA from Oldenlandia corymbosa var. corymbosa, 981 nucleotides. Lineage: Eukaryota; Viridiplantae; Streptophyta; Magnoliopsida; Gentianales; Rubiaceae. The record is from the annotation of a GenBank genome assembly.
GUUCGAAGCAACAGUCUGACAAGCAAACAUUAAAAAAACUGGAGCAGAAAAAGGGAGCCCCUUCUACUGUCGUUCAGCUUCCGAUUGAAGUCGCCACUGUCGAUGCAAUUCCCGGCAGUUGUGAAACUGCUAUUGCAAAACAUGGCCGCUGAAGCAGAUCCGCCCCUUUCUGAUGAUGCUCCACUGUUGGGGCAAUCAAUUGCUAUUGAUGAUGUUGCGCACACAAUUGCUGAUGUUGCAGUCUCUGCUGAAGAAACAAAUCAACGAGCCCUCGCUAUGUUACCGCGGGUAGAAGCUGAAGAUGUCGCUACCAUGGCAAAAACCUUAGUCGCACCCCCCUGCGGAAAGUCCACCACGCCAAAAAUGUUAAUCUCGAACCGAGAAGGAUCGACAUCGGGAUUGACAACAUUGGAGAAAAUUUGCAUACUAGUGGACAUUAUUGACAGGCCACCACUUCCCUUAAUCUCUGAAAAAAUGGCGGAAGAAGAAUCUCCGCGGCCUAUUGGCGUCGAUGAUGAAAUAGUAUUGCCGCUGCUUAAAGUCUUUGAUGCUGCUGCUGCCUCAAUUGCCGCUGCUGCCCCAAUGUCGGAGGGGGAUAAAUCAACUCCGCAGAGUAUAGAUAACUGGCGACAACCGCCGGAGUUCACAGAAGGAAAAGAAAUUCCGACUUCGGAGCAUUCAAGUUUGCAGCGGCGCACCGCGUCAGCCGAGUCUGUUGCGCAAUCAAUGGACCGUAUAUCACUCUCCCAAUCUGAUCCGAUUUUUUCUGUUUCAAAGGAAGAUGAGUUGAAGUCAAAGUCUCCACAAUUUUCUCCUUCAGAUAAUGAAGUAAUUUUCCCUAAAAAUAGCUCUAAUAACGGCUCCGUAAAAAAGUUAAAUCCUGCUGCUCCGGAAUUUUCUUGUCCUCCUAGUCAACAAAUCCCACUUCUCCAGGUCUUGCUUCCAAUUUCAGGCCCAAUCUCCGAUAGGAACAAUAAAUAA